This is a messenger RNA of Thamnophis sirtalis, 623 nucleotides long. The record is from RefSeq and is a predicted model, not a curated record. Lineage: Eukaryota; Metazoa; Chordata; Lepidosauria; Squamata; Natricidae.
GAACCUUGAAAAGGUAUAAAUUCUAUACUUUUUCAGUAUACCCUUUAUGUAAAGAUGAAAUAAAAAAACCAACUUCCAUCAGUAUCUACUUCCAUGAAAGUGGACGUCUCAUCAGCACCUGGGGAAGCGUGACUGGAAGUUAACCAGAGUUGGAACAGUGACCGGAUUGGACCACGUGACACACAUUUGGAUUGAGGGGAAGGAACUUUAACUUUACUUUGGGUGGGGAAAACGUGGGGCUUUCAGAUUCAGGUUUUCCCCAGAUGUGCCAAUAUGACAUCUCUAAUAAAUCGAUACUUUGAGGAAGAUGCAUUCCUUGGAGUUUUUAUUCUAUUGGGGGUGUUACUUGGAAUUCUGACAGGUCCUGGGUUGAUAUGGAGUAAAUUCAUAACAGCUUUAGCUAAGAACUUGCGUAUAUUUUUCAGCAAAAAAUAUUUUUCCUAUUUUAUAAGGGAUUAAAAAAUAAAAAGGAAGUCUAAACUUGCUUACCUCUGAAAAUAGUGGAGGAUCACUAGGCAAUCAAAGCUUUCAUAGGCGGACUUCCGGUUAUAUAUAUGUAUGUGUGUGUAUAUAUAUGUAUGUACGUACGUACAUACAUACAUACAUACAUACAUACAUACAUA